GAAGGGAGUUAAAGCCAAGGAAUCAAAUGGUGGCCAGACGUCAGCUAACUGCAGCUCAAAGAUCAGCAAAGAUAGAGCAUGAUCGUCGACUCCGCCGAGAACGUAAAUUGGAGUUUGAGAGAUUGCAGAACACGGAAAGAGAAUUGCAGGGUUUGGUGGUGGCUCAGAGAAAUGAAAACGCGAGCUUAAAAGUUGAAAAUCAAACGCUCAACGACAUGGUUUCAGAACUCCAUGAUACCGUAAAUCAACUACGUGACCAGAACCGAGAACUACGUCUGAAGAAGCUGGGCCUUGAACAAACUAUGAAGCUUGCUGACUCAUGGUUUGCAUUUGAGGAAAGUUCGAGUCCCAAUGAAGAAGUUGCAAACAAUGAGUCUAUUGCUGAAGAUCCAAGGAGUUCUCAAAGUGGUACUCCAAAGAGGAUUUCCGAGCGAGCCAUGCUUAGAAAGUAGAAGAUAUUAAGGUGAGGAAACUGUGUGUGCUUGAUGCAGAGUAUUCAGUAGGCAAGUCUAUGCAUGCUGCUCUAUUGCAUUAGCAUCCUUCCCAGUAAAUGCCUAAGUUUAUGAACUUUGACAGUAAUACUUGAUGAUUGGAAUAUUAUCCUCACCAAACAUUGCUAUCUUUGUGUAUCCACCUUUUGUAGAAUCACUAACCUUUUGUGUAUCUAUCAUUUGUUAAGAGUACCAUGACCUUUUGUACAA
Messenger RNA from Hibiscus syriacus, 701 nucleotides. RefSeq lists its product as uncharacterized. The coding region runs from base 27 to 452 and encodes 141 amino acids. NCBI's taxonomy places the organism in Eukaryota, Viridiplantae, Streptophyta, Magnoliopsida, Malvales, Malvaceae. The record is from RefSeq and is a predicted model, not a curated record. The transcript has 3 exons.